Molecule: messenger RNA, 2434 nt
Organism: Anthonomus grandis grandis
Lineage: Eukaryota; Metazoa; Arthropoda; Insecta; Coleoptera; Curculionidae
Exons: 3
Coding region: 156-938 (260 amino acids)
Source: RefSeq, a predicted model, not a curated record
CUCUGGUCGUUCAAUGUUAAAUGUCACAUUCUUUCCAUCCCAUCAGCUGUUGUUGUGUGUUAUUUUGCAAAGGCAAAUCUGGCAAAGUUAUUAUGUGAUUAUCACUUGUUACUUGUUUUAUAUCACAAUUGUGUUCUUGUGUUUCAUUUCAAAAAAUGGAGGAGCAGGUUAAUGUCCAAAAAAUUGUGUAUGUUUGCACGGAGUGUGGGACGAAAUGUAGUAUAAAAUCAAAUAUUAACGUUCACAUGAAAAGGAAACACAAAGAUUUCGUGAAACCAUCCACUUUAAAGACCUUAAAAUGCCCUUUAUGCAGCACUUUGUUUUCUUUAAUGACUGAACUGGAUCAGCAUUUUUCCAAUGUGCAUGACUUACCAUUGAAGCAAGAAAACCUGGAAUUUAAUUCAUUUGAUGAGUUUAAGGAGUGGAAGCUUGAAAUAGAGACAAAUAAUCAGUCAUCAUAUGUUCUUUUAAAUUCCAGAAGUCUCAAUGACAAAUCAAAAAUAAUAAAAUAUAUUUGUCACCGAUCUGGAAACUACACAGAAAAUGUCAAAAAUACAAAAAGAGAGCGGCAACCAAAAGUUAAGGGUUCAAAUAAAAUUGGGUCUAUUUGUCCAGCAAGGAUAACAACAAAUAUAAAUUACAAAGGGAACAUUAUGGUCAAGUAUAUAUCCACCCACAUAGGACAUAAGCUGGAAGUAGGAAGGCUGCGAAUGACACAGUUUGAACGUGAACAAUUAGCAGGAAAAAUGUUUCAAGGAAUUCCCCAUUACAAAAUUUUGAAUGAUUUGAGUAAAAAUUUUAACCCUUCAGCCAGAAUUAGCUAUACAACAAAACAUGACUUACAUAAUGUAAGUAAAUCCUUUAAAAUAAAUUCAGACAUGAUUUUUGAUGAAGACGACACUAAAAGUGUAACUAUUUUAAUUGAAAAAGAUGUCUAACUUGGAUAAUCCUAUAUUAUUGUAUAAACCUUAUGGUGUAGAACAUAGUACCAUAGGAAAAAAUAAUUUUCUUUUAAUUUUUAUGAAUGCAGCUCAAACAGAAAUGCUUGCAAAAUAUGGGCAUAACAUUUUAAUGAUUGAUUCAACCCAUGGGACCAAUCCGUACAAAAUACAGCUUACAACACUUAUGGUAGUCGAUGAAGACUACGAAGGGUUUCCAGUAGCUUUUUUAUGGUCAAUUACCCAGACAGAAGUAAUAUAUAAGAUUUUUUUUUCUUGUCUAAAAGAAAAAUUUCCAGAACUUAAGCCCAGAAUUUUUAUGUCGGACGAUUGUAAUAUAUUUUAUAAUGCCUUUUAUACCUAACAAAGUUUUAUGUGACUGGCAUGUAAAAAGAAAUCUUAAUGAUAAUCUCUCUAAAAUAAAUUCGGUUGAAAAACGCAAAGAAGUUAAGAAAAAUAUAAAAUUAUUAAUUAAUGAACUUGAUGAGUUAACUUUCCAGAAAAUGAUGACUAAUCUGAUAAAAAGUAUAACUAGUGAUGAGGAUACAAAAAAAUAUGGACUGUACUUUGCCACUUACUAUGCAAAAAGACCUGAACAAUGGGCCCAUUGUUUCCGGAAAGGAUUUAAAAAGAACACUAACAUGUGUCUGGAAAAUUGGCACCAGGAGUUGAAACAUAAUCCUCAAAUGGCAGGAAAAUGUCAGAGAAGACUGGAUGUCAGUAUUAAUAACAUUUUAGAACGCCUUCGUAUGAAAUUUUUAAGAAGAUUGGUGACAAUAUCAAGAAACAGGGUUCCCUAUAAACUUAGUGAGUUAAGAAAACGUCAUAAAAUUGCCGAGCAAUUUGCGCACACUGUUCAAAUUUUUGAAGAUAUUCCUAAACAGAAAUGGCUUGUUGCUUCAUCUAAGAACACGAAUAGUACUCCAGGUUUAGAAUACUAUACUGUUGAAUGUAUUAAAGAUACUCAUGAAGUAUGCCAAUGCAAUUUUAAUUGCAAUGAAUGUAAAUGCUGCCUUCAUACAUAUUCAUUUACUUGCCACGAUUAUGCUAUACAGUAUAACAUGUGUAAACAUAUACAUAUGGUUUGUACAAGGUACCCUCCUACUCCACGAGAAAAUAUUUUCUCCAUGAAUGAUGAAGAUUCUUCAUUAUAUAUUGAUGAUGAACAUCAGCUUAUAUCCUGCCAACUUAAUCAAAACACUAGAGAUACCGUUCAGUUAGAAAAAAAGUCAACUCUGGAAGAACUAAGCAUUCUGACAAGCUUGAUAUCAAAUAGCAAUAAUUUAGAAGAAAUUACUUAUGCAAAGAAAAACAUCAAAACUAUAAUUUCUGCUAUUAGUGCAAUUAAAACAACUACAAUAAGCCCUCUAGUUUCUAGUGAGUACUACCCUCAUAACAAGAAAUCUGAAUUACAAAAUCGUAGACAGCCAUUACCAGUAACUACAUCUUUGAAAUCCCUAAAGAGGAAAAGAAAGAGAAAAGUUGAGGAUGAAGAG